AUUGCAAGCUAAAGGGGUUAAGGAGACGUUACUUUCGCAACGGUGUAAGGAGCCAGGACCGAGUCGUUGCUUCCUAAUAUCGAUUUAUACCCCGUUCGAAUAUAUAACCCGGGCCUGGUGAUCGGAUUAAUCAUACCGAAAGCAGCGACGGAGUCGAACGUUUCGAUACCGCUGAUCAAUUCCCAUCGAUCGCCCCACCAUGAAGUUUCGAUUGCCGAUUUGUCUGCUGCUCGUGUGCUUAGCCUGUCAGUGCUUGAUCGACGCCCGCGAGAUCCGCGAGGAUUACGAUGAUCUAGCCGUCGCGGCCUCCCAUCAUCACGAACAUCACGAGCACGGCGGCGGUGACGAACACCACUCGGAUCAUCAUCACAAGCACGGUGAUCACGGCGAUAAAGGCUACAAAUCCUCUCACCAUCACGAGAAAGGUGACAAGGGACACCACGACAAGGACGAGCACAAGGGACACUACGACGAAGAGGAAGGACACAAGAAGAGUCAUCAUCACGAAGAUGGUUAUUAUGACGAGCACCACAAAGGUGAGAAAGGAGAGAAGGGGCAUAAAUUCCACGAGGAAGGACAUUAUGGUAAAGGGCACAAAACCAAGGGACACCAUGAGGUCCAUAAGUUAGACGAGUUCAAGAAGGAUAAAGAAUUCUUCGACGAACACCAUGAUUCCGGACAUCACGAAGAUCACGGUGGCCAUCAUCACGAGCACGAGCACGAGAAGGGCGGACACUUCAAGAAGGGACAUCACGACCAUGGAGAACACGAUGAUCAUUACGGUAAAAAGGGACACCAUGAGAAAGGACAUCACCAUCACGAUCACAAGGGUCACAAGAGCGACGAUGGCCACGACGAGCAUCAUCAUCAUCAUUCUCACCACGGCAAGAAAGGAGGACACGAUGAUCACAAGUCGUGGGGCUUUAAGAAGGGUCAUUAA
Osmia lignaria (orchard mason bee) is the source of this 940-nucleotide messenger RNA. RefSeq lists its product as uncharacterized. Lineage: Eukaryota; Metazoa; Arthropoda; Insecta; Hymenoptera; Megachilidae. The record is from RefSeq and is a predicted model, not a curated record.